AUAAAAGCCAUAAUUUGUGCAGAAAAUGAGGCUAAUUAUAAAUAUUAUUAAUUAUGAUGGUGGUACUUUUGUAAAUAAGUAGAAAGGUAGGGGUUUAAAAUCCAAAAUCAUAGAAUAUGGAGGCGGUUGAUUAAACUGGAAGCAGCACCUGAGCCAUCCCUUUCGCUGGCUCUUAAACCUUUCCCUUUGUCGUCUUCCUCCUUUGGAAAUCGAUUUCUCGCUUCUGCUCUCUUCUGUUCAAACUUCAUAAUAUAAUCUCACGUACAGUUGAAAUAUUCCCCCACAAAUUUAGAAAUUCACAUAUUCUGAUUCAUUUUCUUUCCCUUUUUUCCCUCAGUCCAAACAGCCGACAAAGUGUAAACUUUCAGAAAACUUGCUGUUUAAUAGUACUUACUAUAAUUGUCUUCUGAAAUUGAUUUAAAGCUCGUUUUGAACGAAAAUACUUCCUGUAUAACUUGAGCAUUCGUCAUAAGUUGCCUUUUCUAGUAGUAUAGAAAAAGAACACAGCCAUGGCCACUAAUUCUGCUGACUGUAGAGAGGUUGUUCUCAAAAUGGACGAGAAAGAUGAUCCUGCAGCUCGAAGCUUCCAACCCACAAACGCUGAGAAGAUUUGGAGAGAUUCAAGCUAUGAUUUUUGGAAAGACAAAGAGGAAUAUAAACAGAUUCUAGAAAAUGGGACUGAAGAUUUCGGGUUUGAUUUUUCUCAAAAUAACUUUCCUGAUGCUAGAGAUAAUGCGGCUUCAUCGUCGUCCAUGGAGGAUCCACCCUCGAAGCUGAUUGGUCAGUUUUUACACAAACAAGAAGCUUCCGGUGAUUUUUGCUUGGAUAUGGAUUUGGAGAUGGCCGAACUUCAAAAUGAUGGAGUCGUCUUUCACCGGAGCUUGACGACGGUUUCGGAGUCUCCAACCUCAAUGAACCGAGUCACUUUCGACCCGAACCCACCUGGGUCUGGCGAGGCUGUCAGUAGGAGGCACCAGAAUAAAGAUUCACCGAGCAAGAACAGUACUGGUAGUGCAAGUUGUGGUGGCGUUGAUGGGGAGAUUUUGAAGUGUAGUUCUAGAAACGACGGGAUGUUUUCCAAUAGCGCAUCGUUUAAGAGGAAGUCGCAUUUGUUGAAGGAGAGGACAAAGUCGAGAUUGAUGGACCCACCGCCACAGCCUCCAGAAAAGUCGGAGAGAGUGGUCGGAAGAUCAGGGCAGUCCGGAUUUACAGGGAAAGACAGCGUGAUUGAUGAUGAGGAGGAUGACUCCUUGUUGGAGGAGGAUUUGCCUGAAGAAUACAAGAAAGAUAAACUUGAUAUUUGGAUUCUGCUUGAAUGGGUGAGUUUGAUCUUAAUCAUAGCUGCUCUAGUUUGCACUCUUGUUAUUCCAUAUUGGAGGAAGAAAAAUCUGUGGAAGCUUAGAUUGUGGAAAUGGGAAGUGUUAGUUCUAGUUUUAAUAUGUGGGAGAUUAGUAUCUGGGUGGGCUAUAAGGAUCAUUGUGUUCUUUCUUGAGAGGAAUUUUCUUUUGCGAAAACGGGUUCUAUACUUUGUCUAUGGGAUCAAGAAGGCUGUGCAGAAUUGCUUAUGGUUGGGUCUUGUUUUGAUUGCUUGGCAUUGUUUGUUUGACAAGAAAGUUGAAAGGAAAACCAGGAGUAGAAUUCUUAGAUAUGUGACCAAAGUUUUGGUGUGUUUGGUGGUGGGUACACUGCUGUGGCUUGUCAAGACUCUUGUGGUUAAGGUUCUUGCAUCUUGUUUUCAUGUGAGUACUUACUUUGAUCGAAUUCAAGAGUCUUUAUUUAAUCAAUAUGUGAUUGAAGCACUUUCUGGUCCUCCGUUGAUUGAAAUAAAAAGGAAUGAGGAUGAGGAAGAGAGAAUUGCAGUUGAGAUACUGAAGUUACAGAAUGCAGGUGCUGCUUUGCCUGCUAGCCUCAAGGCAAGUACCUAUCCGUCACCUCUGCGUGGCAAAAUAAUAAGUGGCCGGAUACAGAGAAGCCCUCGACUUAGUUCCCCUAGACUGUCUCAUGCUUUAUCUGAGAAAGCCAAUGAGGAAAAUGAUGGAAUAACAAUUGACCACUUGCACAAAUUGAAUCCUAAAAAUGUUUCUGCUUGGAAUAUGAAGAGGCUGAUGAACAUAAUUCGAUAUGGUACUCUGUCCACAUUGGAUGAACAGAUAAGAGAUACUAGUCAUGAUGAUGAUGAGUCUGCUACAAAGAUUAGAAGCGAAUGUGAAGCAAAAGCUGCAGCAAGGAAAAUAUUCCAGAAUGUGGCCAGGACUGGGUCUAGGUAUAUUUAUCUGGAGGAUAUUAUGCGUUUUAUGCAAGAAGAGGAGGCUUUAAAGGUUAUGAGUCUUUUUGAAGGAACAUCUGAAAGCAAGAAAAUUAGCAAGUCAUGUUUAAAAAAAUGGGUGGUUAAUGCUUUUAGAGAACGGAGAGCACUGGCUUUGACAUUGGAUGACACAAAAACAGCCGUCAAGAAGCUGCAUCGCGUGGUGAACAUUUUAGUUGGGAUCCUUAUAGUUGUUAUUUGGCUUCUUAUACUAGGAAUUGCCACAAGCAAACUUCUCAUCUUCAUAAGCUCCCAACUCGUCCUCGUGGCAUUUGUAUUUGGAAAUACCUGCAAAACAAUAUUUGAAUCUAUUAUCUUCUUGUUUGUGAUUCACCCUUUCGAUGUGGGUGAUCGCUGUGAAAUUGAUGGAGUUCAGAUGAUAGUGGAAGAGAUGAACAUUUUAACUACCGUUUUCCUAAGAUACGACAACCAGAAGAUUAUAAUGACCAACAGUGUUCUUGCUACCAAAGCCAUUAGUAACUAUCAUCGUAGUCCCGAUAUGGGAGAUACUGUUGAGUUCCAUAUUCACAUAGCCACCCCUGCAGAAAAGAUUGCGGCCAUUAAGCAACGGAUAAAUAGUUACAUCGAGAACAACAAGGAGCAUUGGUAUCCUUCAUCUAUGAUCAUAUUCAAGGAUGUGGAUAACCUAAAUAGUGUGAAAAUCGCAGUGUGGUUAACUCAUAGAAUGAACCACCAAGACAUGGGGGAGAGGUUUUCAAGGAGAGCCCUCUUGCUUGAAGAGAUUGUUAAAAUUCUCAAGGAGCUUGACAUUCAGUAUCGCCUGCUUCCUCUUGAUAUUAAUGUUCGUGCAUUGCCUUCUGUCUCGUCGGACCGUGUUCCUCCUAGUUGGAUGAUUUGAGUGGGUGAACACAGAAUAGAAUCAAUUCAUUCUUUGUUCCUUUCGAAAUAGAGGUUUAUGAGAUGAAAAAAAUUCGAAAGUUUACAUUACUUCGUAUAUAUAGCAAAAUCUUAAUCCUUUGAUAAUAAAACCAUAUCUUUUUGUUUC
Molecule: messenger RNA, 3311 nt
Organism: Manihot esculenta (cassava)
Lineage: Eukaryota; Viridiplantae; Streptophyta; Magnoliopsida; Malpighiales; Euphorbiaceae
Product: mechanosensitive ion channel protein 6
Exons: 5
Coding region: 510-3164 (884 amino acids)
Biological process (GO): transmembrane transport; monoatomic anion transport
Cellular component (GO): plasma membrane
Molecular function (GO): mechanosensitive monoatomic ion channel activity
Source: RefSeq, a predicted model, not a curated record